AUGCCCACAUCCCAUGCAGCCCGCAAGAAGUUUCGCUCGUGCGGCUCCAUCCAGACCGAGCCCACGCGACUCCUAGACUGGGCAGAAGACGAUGCCAAGCUAUCAGUGCUCCAAGUUACAGAUCAGCCGAGUCUUCUUUUCAUGUGCAACGGCAUCAGCGGUGAGCGGGUGCCGCUGCGCCUGGUUCUGGCACUGCGAGUUGCCGCCGUGAAGCAGGUGGCCGAAGGCAUCUUUGGAAUCCCCGCAGAGGAGAUGACCCUUUCCUACAAGGGCCGAAUCCUCGGAAAUCGCCAGACCCUACUGGAUGGCGGCGUGGAAGCACGGCAGUGCAUUCAUGUUACGAUCGCGACCGGUGUCGGCCACGCACGCCUUCUGGAUAUCUUAAUUGAUGCGACUCGAUCUGGUAUUGCGGAGCCUUUUGUCAUCCAGUUAAAGCCAUGCGAUCUUGUCAUCCACGCAAAGACAAAGAUUGCUGAGCUCACUGGCUUGAAGCUGGAUAGUCAACGCCUGACUCUCAGCGGCCAUACCUUGGCAAACGAACGACGGCUGUCCGAUUGUGGAAUUCGGGAGAACUCCAUCCUCCAAGUCACCUGUACAAAUGGGGCCGCCAGUGCGCCGAAUCCGUCCGUUGCAGUGUCUGGCUGCCGAGCACCCAGAGCUCAGUUGGAUGCCAGUGCUAAGAAGCAUCGUUGUCAAGGCGAGAGUCUUUUCUUGACGAUUCUGCAGACAUGGCCACCGCAACGCAAGCAGCGUCUUUGGUUGCAGAAGGCUCGUACUAUUGGCCAACUCAAAGAAAAACUCAAAGACUUCUUCCAAGUGAGCCCGGAGCAGCAAAUACUGUUCCAUACAGGCAGAAGACUCCAGAAUCAGCACACACUCGAAUUUUACAAUUUGGAGGGGGGCGAGUGCAUCCAGCUGAUGUUGCAGGGGGGACCCCGUGUUGCAGCAGGACCUGUGGCCUUGCGUGCAGAGAGUCCCACAUUCGUCACCCUUCCUCUGCCUCCCCAGCCUUCGAGCGUGAGAGAGGUGCCGGAGUGGUUCCCCCGCUUAUUGCACCCGCCUGGCACGCAAGAAGUGGAGGCGCAACCUCCAGAAGUGUCGGAGGCUAGCCGGCGAGAACCGCAGAGCGAUAUUAUCACUGGACAUGUAAUCGCUGGAGAGCCAGUCCAAACGCAGCAUCCUGUGCUGAAGCCCGAGUUUGAUUCAGCAGAUGACGUAGAAACCAUGCCGUUGGAGGAGCCUUGUCCAACCGCCCCGCAGAGUGUAGAUGGAAGGGAUGCAGUGGGAGAGCUGGUGCUGCAAGCGAGCAUGGCCCUGCUCUCUCAUGCCAUGGGUCAGUCUGGAAAGCUUGCAGAAUGUGAGUGA
Molecule: messenger RNA, 1365 nt
Organism: Symbiodinium sp. CCMP2592
Lineage: Eukaryota; Dinophyceae; Suessiales; Symbiodiniaceae
Source: the annotation of a GenBank genome assembly